Molecule: messenger RNA, 3633 nt
Organism: Acanthosepion pharaonis
Lineage: Eukaryota; Metazoa; Mollusca; Cephalopoda; Sepiida; Sepiidae
Source: the annotation of a GenBank genome assembly
AUGCCGGUGCACGGCUCCCUCUCUUUCUUAGCGCUUUACCCUCCAUCUUUUAUCUUUUCCACUCCCUCCUCUUCCUUCCAUUCCAUCUCUUCUCUAUGCACAAACCACCUUCAAAAUCUCUUGUCUCGAGAUUCGGUCUAUCUAAGCUACCAUCUCACUUCUCCUUUUCUCCCAACUUCAGCCAGGAAUUAUAUAGUUCUUUCCCCCUUACUCUCCCACUCCAUAACCCGCCUAAUCAAGUUUUUUCCCAUUACUUAUACGUACAGUCUAUCUAUCUAUCUAUCUAUCUAUCUAUCUAUCUAUCUAUCUAUCUAUCUAUCUAUCUAUCUAUCUAUCUAUCUAUCCCAGUCUGUUCAUAUCUAUCUAUCUAUCCCAGUCUGUUCAUAUCUAUCUAUCUAUCUAUCUAUCUAUCUAUCUAUCUAUCUAUCUAUCUAUCUAUCACACUCGCAGCCUGUCUAUUUCAAUCUGUUAUCUAACUACUUCAGUUGGUUCGUAUAUCUAUUUCACACUGUUUCUAUCUAUCUAUCUAUCUAUCUAUCUAUCUAUCUAUCUAUCUAUCUAUCUAUCUAUCUAUCUGUUUCUGUUCGAAUAUCUAUCUAUCUAUCUAUCUAUCUAUCUAUCUGUUUAUGUCAGUCUGUUCGAAUAUCUAUCUAUCUAUCUAUCUAUCUGUUUAUGUCAGUCUGUUCGAAUAUCUAUCUAUCUAUCUAUCUGUUUAUGUAUCUAUCUAUCUAUCUAUCUAUCUAUCUAUCUAUCUAUCUAUCUGUUUAUGUCAGUCUGUUCGAAUAUCUAUCUAUCUAUCUAUCUAUCUGUUUAUGUCAGUCUGUUCGAAUAUCUAUCUAUCUAUCUAUCUAUCUAUCUAUCUAUCUAUCUAUCUAUCUAUCUAUCUAUCUCUACUCUCUUUUGCUCUUAUCACCAUCUUUAUCCGCCUCUUCUCUUCACCUCCCCCAUUGCCUCGUCCAGGCUUUAUUGUGCUACGCUGUUACUUUUCACUCCCUCUCUCCACUUCUCUUCCUACUCAGUCUUGCGAAGCUGUUGCCUUCACUUUCCUCUCUCCCUCGUCGCGCACUUGACGCCAAUGUGGACGACGUUGGCGACGAACAGGUUCUCCCUCUGAUUUUCUUUAGCAACCGAAACCUAUCAAUUCUGUCUUCUUGUCUCCCUCCCCUCUCUUCGUUCUCUUCAUCUUUUUCUACCCUAAUUUAUCAGUUCUUCAUUUUCUUUCACUUCCUUUCAUUUAUUCUGUCUUUCAUAUUCGUGACCUUUUUUCUUCUUCAGUGUGUACGAUUUAAUUCGUGUUUUCCAUACCCACUUUCUUCCAUUUCUCUCUUUCUACCUCUACUUCACUUUCCUUUUGCUAUAACAUGCAUGUAUUCUGAUCAUCCUUUUUCUCUUUCUGUUCUGUUCCUCUCUUUUGCUGUCUCAGCAAAGAAAAGUUAUAUGACAGGAGGGUUUCUUCUCUUUCUCUCUCUCCUUUUUCCUAAUUUUCUUCUAUUAACUUUUUCUUCCUUAUCAUCUCUUCUUACCCAAAGUUCUAUGCUUACUUCUCUCCUUCCUUCCACCUUAGAUCCCUUUUUAUUAUCAUCAAUAAUCGUUUCUUCCCUGCUUUAUCUCGAGAAAACCUUUUCUUUCCUUCUCUUCCAAUCGGUUCUAUUGUUCAUACUUUCAUACUCUUUCCCUACAUCACUUCUUUCUGAGAUGUCUCAGUGUUAUAAAUUGAGAAAAGUUGAAAGAAAGAAAAACCAACCUUCAUGCUUCUCUCUCUCUCUCUCUCUCAUGCUGGUGGCAUUUCUGGACUCUCUCUCUCUCUCUCUCUCUCUCUCUCUCUCUCUCAUAUAUGAUGGGAAUAUGGAUGGAACCAAAUACAGGGCAAUCCUUGAAGAAAACCUAUUACAAUGUCACACUUACUCUGACUGCCCAUCCCACAUCCUUCCAGUCUCAUUACCCACUACAUCCCCUUUCACAUCUACCCACUUAUCUACCUCCACUGACUUCAGCUCUUUCAAUGUUUCUCUUUCAUCAUCAUCAUCAUCAUCUGUUGUUUUUCCUCUUUCUUUUUCCUUCAUUCUUUCUUCCUAUCUUGUUCUAUCUAUCUGUAAUCUGUUGCAUUCACACUAUACUAGCUUCCUUUUGCCAUUCUUUCUAUUAAAUGUCUCUUUUAUUCGCUUAACAUCUCCCCUGUCAAUUUCUUUUUUCUUCCCAUAUUACUAUGUCUAUCCUUUUUUCUCUCUCUCUCCCUCUCACCCACUUGAUAUCUCUCUCUCUCCUUAUCUCUUAACAUCUCCUUCUUUUCCUCAUUCAGCCUUGUCCUACUCUUUUAUAAGCUGUCAUACUCUUUUUCUUUUGUUUUCUUUCUCAGUUUAUGUCUGCUUAAAUUAUGUGUCCGCUUUUCUUUUAUUUCUAUUUUUUUUUUUGCUUUUAUGUUCUCUUUCUAACCAGCCUACUCUGUUUCCGCUAUUAUUAGAUCCUCAAUACACAUUUCUUUCUUUCUUUUUUCUUUCUUUCUUUCCUACUCACUAUCUGAAACAAUUUCUCUUUUAUUUACCUCUCCUAAAUACUUCUCUUUCUCCCCCCCACCCCCAUUAUCUUUUGCUCCUCUGGUUUAUCAACUAUGUUCUAAUCUUUUCCCUCUCACCUCCCCCCCCCAUCCUAAGGGACAGCCCUAACACUAUUCGCCUACCUCCUCUCUACUUUUUUGUCCUCCAUCCUUACUCUCUCAUUUUUGUCAGCCUUUUCUGUCAUUCUCUUUCAUCUACAAUACGUUCUUCAGUGCCACUUUCUUCUGCUGGCAGUUCAUAUCUAUCUAAUUCUGUUCAUAUCUAUCUAUCUAUCUAUCUAUCUAUCUAUCUAUCUAUCUCAUUUGUUUAUCUAUCUAUCUAUUUGGCUAUCUAUCUAUCUCUCUCGGUCUGUUCUUUCUUUUUAGCUGUCUGUUCUAUAUGUCUGUUAUUCAAAGUAGCAUUUCUGUUUCCAUCCCUCCAACACUGUUCUUCUUCAGUCUGCCACAAACAUGUUAGUGUGGGUAUGUGUGUGUUAUCCUUUUCUCCACUUCCAGCGAGUCCCUUACUCUCUGUCCCCCUAUGUUGUGCUGUUUAUCCAUCACCAUCACAACCCCACCACCAUCGCUGGUGCCUCACCCAUCUUCCCUCUUCUCCUGCUUUCACUUUUUCUUUCUCACCCAGCUCCAACCUGAAUCCAAACCCUACCCACUUCUGUCUGAACUAUAACCCUUCCUCUUACCCACUCCUGCCCCUUCUCGUCACGUCUCUCAUAAUUGUGCUACCACGUGCUUUUUACCUACUCCGCCUAACACCAUCAACUUCUUUUCGUCAGUCUUUUCUUUCUCUCUCUUUUCAGCUUCACUCACCAGUUUUCUCCUCUCUUUCACUCACUCCCAUACAUUGUUUGCUUCUCUUCAUUCAUUUUACACACACUUUUUGCUCUUUCUGUCCUCUCUUCUUUCUCUCUCCUGUCAUUUCUUUACUCAUUUUUGUAGAUCAUGAGUUUUCUUCAUCUCCCUCCUUUUGUUAUACUUUUUUUUUCUUCUUUUCCUUUUUAAAUACUAUCUUUCUUUUCCUAUUCUUUAUUGGUAAUCUCACUUUCUUUUCUCCCUUCAAUAGUUAUCUUUCUACCUCUUGA